This is a messenger RNA of Polistes dominula (European paper wasp), 962 nucleotides long. Its product is annotated as daughterless. Gene Ontology annotation, molecular function: RNA polymerase II cis-regulatory region sequence-specific DNA binding; protein dimerization activity; DNA-binding transcription factor activity, RNA polymerase II-specific. Gene Ontology annotation, cellular component: chromatin; transcription regulator complex. Lineage: Eukaryota; Metazoa; Arthropoda; Insecta; Hymenoptera; Vespidae. The record is from RefSeq and is a predicted model, not a curated record. Gene Ontology annotation, biological process: regulation of transcription by RNA polymerase II.
GUGCGUGACCGUACCGGGAGGAGGGUGGCUCCGUGCGCGGCCACACCGCGAAACCGUGCCCACUCGCCUCAACCACGGACAUCCACGCUAGUUUUCUCGUAUUGUGAAAACAUGGCGGCCAGUGACGACGAGCCGAUGCAUCUCUACGAGGUCUUUCAAAAUUGCUUCAACAAGAUUGCCAACAAGCAACCCGAAAAGCCAGGCUUCCAGUCACCCUAUGGCUCUACGAUGGACAACGGAAUGUCGUACGGGAGCGGUGGUGGCGGUGGUGGAGGUGGUGGAGGCGCGUUCGGUCCAUCGGUCGGUGGUCCUGGCGGGGGGCCUGGGGGAGGUGGUCCUGGUGGUGGAGGUGGUGGUGGUGGUGGCGGUGGGGCCGUCGAAGGUGCCACCUAUCCCCCGGACUCGCCGUACUUUCCGUUUGGGAGUAGGGGUGUACCUCCCUCAGUUGUAACCCCUACCCCCGCCACUGCAAAUCCGGCAGCCCCCACAGGAACGAAUGGUGCACGGUUACCUAAUCCCACGGUUGGUGCUGCUGCCGUAAAGAGAAAGAAAGAUACACUCGAUGGAGCAGCGGAGGGCGAAGUUGUAACGACGCAGCAUUGGUUAUGCAACCAGCCACCACUUCACAUCGUAUAAACUUUAUACAGUAUACAGAGUACACAGUGUGAGCCGGCUUUAUAGAAUGAAUCCUAGACUUACAACAGAUCAUCGUGUGGAUGAAUUCGCCGCGAUUCUAUUGGAUACUCGCAACAUCCAGAUUGUGUGUACAAAAUAGAUGGAGAAUUUGGAGGCGCGAAGCCAUUCUAAUAGAAAGACUGUUUAUUGCAUCGUUAGAGAUUACAACGGUAUUCAUUGAACCAUCGUUGGUUCGAGAAUACAGGAAAUACCGUGCACCCGGCCAAAAUGCACGCGUGAGCGAUAGUUUACGGGCAUUGUGGGAUUAUCGCGAUAAAUUAUGGCGU